Molecule: messenger RNA, 2847 nt
Organism: Botrytis fragariae
Lineage: Eukaryota; Fungi; Ascomycota; Leotiomycetes; Helotiales; Sclerotiniaceae
Exons: 5
Coding region: 1-2847 (948 amino acids)
Biological process (GO): cytoplasmic stress granule assembly
Cellular component (GO): cytoplasmic stress granule
Molecular function (GO): RNA binding
Source: RefSeq, a predicted model, not a curated record
AUGGUACAACAAGGAAAAAAGGGCAACGACCUUCCCAACGGCGGCACAAAGUAUAGAGAGCAAUCAGGAAACAUGACGUCGCAAAGAAAAGAUAUGGGAGAUGCUCGAGGAAACGGUAAUGGAAAGGUUGAUGGCAGAUCGCAAAAUGGUAACUCGAGCUUUUUCCGUACAGACACUGCGAUUUCGGGCAACCGAAACCAAGGAGAGCGUGUGUUACAAAGAUGGGUUCCUGACAAGCCCGCCGAUAAUGAUGGUGGCUUGGAAUCGGGUCGAGGAGGGAGAGUGGCUCCGUGGGAUCAAUUCGCAGAGAAUGAGCGACGAUUUGGUUUGAAGACAGACUACGAUGAGAAUAUCUACACAACCCAGAUCAACACAAGUCAUCCGCAAUAUUCGCAGAGAGUCGCCGAGGCAGAUAGAAAGGCAAGAGAAAUUGAACGCAGCACGGCAAUGAACUCUCACGUUGCAGAAGAACGUAUUGCGGACCACACCGGACCAAAUGAGAAUGGACUUGAUGAAGAAGACAAAUACAGUGGCGUUCGCAGACAACAGGAUUUCCCACCCCUCACCGCAUCGAAGGGUGCAUAUCAACCACCAGGAAAGCGUGCUCCAGUUGACCGCGCACCCGCAGCUGCUCCGGUUGUUGCUCCGGUUGUUGCUCCAGCUGCUGCUCCGGUCGUUACUCCAGUUGCUGCUCCAGUUGCUGCUCCAGUUGCUGCUCCAGUUACUGCUCCAGUUACUGCUCCGGCCGAUCGUACUCUUGUCGACUCAGCCAUCAUGUUUGCAGGAGCCAAGGCCGAUAAACCCGCAGAUAAACCCGCCGAGAAGGCAAAACCAGCUACAGCCGCGAAGUCAACAAAGCCAGAGGUCGCAACUCCACCUACUACUACUGAUUCAAGUACCACUCCCACUCCAGAGCUCAAAAAGACUGUGGCUCCUUCUGCAAGCCGCACAAUUCCUCCACCAGUCAAACAUAUGGGUGGGCCAAAUGCUACUGCAACUGUUGAGGCUGAUGUUUCCAAGGCUUUCAAGACCUUUGCUGCAACUCAAAGAAACAAUGUUUCACAAAUUCGCGCCAACAAGAUCAAGAAUGAUAAGCAAAUCAAAUUAAAUGACCUCAAAAGAUUUGCCAAUGAUUUCAAGUUGCAUACUCCAGUUCCAUCAGAUCUUGUCCCUAUCAUUGCCAAGGAUCCGGCAAAGCAAAAGGCGAUCCAAGAGAAAGCACAACGCAAUGCUGAAGAAGCAAAGCUCAAUCCUACUGAUUCGGUAAAGCCAAUCACACCAGGUGCAGACGGAGUUUCUGCGCAACGUUCCGCUACUACAAGCUCUACUCAUACUAUAUCGCCACCGCCCGUUACAUCUGGUCGCCAAAACGUUAAUCGUGGACCUUAUCCUCAAGCAGACCAUGCCCGAAGUGGCACCGCUGGACACUUGGCCCAGCGAUUAAGAAACAUCGAACAAAAUAGACCAGCUCAAGUCCCAUCCAAUGUCAUGCCAGCUCAUGAAGCCAGACUUCCUCCUACUGGUCCUUCGAACACUGCUGAUCCAAAUUUCUCUCGUCGUUCAAGUGGCGUGGCAAGUGCGCAAGGUGGCCCGAGAUUGAAUGCUAGCGUCAGCGAAUUUCGCCCCAAUGCAUUCGCAAAAGACUUUAGUCCCGCUGGUCCAAGCAGUGGCUCAAGUCCUCGUCCAGUACCCAAUGCGCCAGAGGCUCCAGCAACACCGGUAGCACGUUCCUUGAUUCGCCGUAAGCCAAUGGCUAAGGGCGCUCGUCCUUCGCUCAAAGGCAAAUAUGAUGCAAUGGAGCUCAUCAAGAGUCUUAAGCCAGGAGAGGGGAAGAAUUGGCUAGCAAAUGGUGGUUUGAAGCCAGCUUACGAUACUCAUUUGUUAUGGAAACUCACUGCUAGUGAUGCACCAACGGAGUCUUAUAUACAAGUCUUUGAAAAGGCACCAUUCCCCACUACCACACCCGUUGUAUCGGAGCCUCACCCACCACAAGCAGCUCCACAAGUGCCACACCAACAUCAAUUGCCAUUCCAUCUUCAAUCUGGCGUUCACAACAUCAAUGCUAGACAAUCCCCACGUCAACCACCUAUCAACAUGCAUGGAGCUCAGAUGGGUCAUCCUGCCCCAACAUUCAACGCUGAUGAAUUGCGUAUGAUGCCAUCGCAUUCUGCACAAUCCUUUUCAUCACCAAGAAUGCAACAGCUUCCAAUGGCAGCCUUCCAUUCUCCAAUGGGUGGAAAUGCUCAAUUGGCUUACAACCCACAGAUGGUCUCUUACCCUGGUGCACCUCAGAUGCCACCUUUCAGAUCCCUUUCUCAAACCCAUCAAUUUAUGCCACAACAAGGUCAUAUGGGUCAACCAAUUAUGAUGGCUAACCCUGCAGGUGGAUUCAUUCCUCCACAAACAAUGGGACCUGGUCCACAAAUGAUGUAUCCACCCGCACAAGGUCAAUUCAUGCCACCAAAUAAUGGUCACCCUCCAGCUAUGCCAAAUGGCGGUUAUCCAAGUCCCGGCCGAGGUGCUCCUAUGAUGAUGAAUCAAGGGUCUCAACAAGGUCACCCACAACCUAUGUAUGGUAUGAGCCCAGUCCCUCAAUACGGAACACCCGUUUUCCCUCAACCAAUCCCAAAUCAAAUGCCAAUGCGAGGUGGUGCUUAUGGAGCGCCUAACCAAUAUGCUACAAGCCCUCAGAAUAUUCAAGGGGGUCCAAGAAAUCAGUACAACCCAGAUUUCAAUGGCAGCAAACAAAAUUUCCGACACAACCAACACCCACAUGGCCCACCCAACAACCAAGUCCCUACUGGCCCUCAAGCUCAAACUAAUCCUGGAGCUGAUGAGAGUAAAUGA